AUGCGCGCCGGCGAGUGGUGCGAUUGCGGGAUGCUGCAGCGGCCGGCGCGGGAAAGGCAUGGCGCAAGCCGCGUGGCGUCGUCGGUGGUAUUCGUGUCCCGCGUUCGUACUUCUCCUCCUUGCACUCAUCACGACAGCUUUCCUCCUCGUUCCGCUUAUCGCGAGCCGCAACAAUCAGGAAGUAGACUUGCUAAUUCUGCUAGGGAGGAGCGGGAGGAGCAAGACGGACGUCCAGUGUGGGCUGGCGACAAAGCAGCACGGCAACAGGUCCUGUCAAAGCCCCCCGGCAAGUGGCGCACGGCGCUCUGCCUCGUGGGCGGCGCGCGGGACUUUGAGCUCACGUGGCCGUCCAUCGUGACACGCCUGCUCCCCGCACUCCCCUCGCCAUCCCUCUUCCUGCACUCGCCGCUCGACGAGAACGCCUUCAAGCUCUGGAGCGCCGUGUGGGCGGGCAGGAAGUUCCUUGCAGGCGUGCGUGUGUUCGCAAGCACGUGGGUAAACGGCACGGAGUACGGUGGAGGAACCGUGCUGCAUGAUCAGUAUUCCCCGCAGGGAGACCAGGGCAUGCUGCAGUACCUGCGGCUAGUCGAGGGCUGCGUGCCGCUCAUCCGCGCGUACGAAUCAAGGCAUGCAAUGCGGUUCGACUGGGUGGUGCGGUCACGGGUGGAUACCUUCUGGUCGAGGCCUCCGCCUGUGCUGAGGAGCUUUGAGGUGGAUAAGUACACGAUCCCCUGGGGCACGGACUGCAUGGGGCUCAACGACCGGUUUGGCGCCGGCACGUGGGAGACGUCCGCGCCUGCUCUGCACCGCCUCAGCAUGCUGCAUGCCCUGGGCAGGCGCGGGUACACCAACCUCAACUCAGAGAGCGGCUUCAAGGCGCAGUUGGAGGUGGCAAACGUGUCCCUGGGGCGGGCGGACCUGCCCUUCUGUGUGAUGAGCCGCCGCGUGUAUCCGCACAGCAUGAUGCCCGUGGCUGCGCUGUCCUCCUCUGCGCCGCUCAACGGCGCGAAGUGCCGGCCCUGCGUGCCUGCACACACCGGCAUCCAGGCGGUGCACCGGCUGCACUACUUCGCGCCCAUGUCGCACAUCGGGCGGCCGCUGCGCAACCAGCGGCAGUACGGGCGCGGCAUCGACCUGUGCAACGAGCGCGAGCCGUGGGCCAGCAACUGGACCGCCGUGUUUGACGAGACAGUGGGGGAGAGGCUGGGCGGCAUGCGCCGUGACAUCAUGGCCGUACCCGACUGA
Messenger RNA from Closterium sp. Yama58-4, 1245 nucleotides. NCBI's taxonomy places the organism in Eukaryota, Viridiplantae, Streptophyta, Zygnematophyceae, Desmidiales, Closteriaceae. The record is from the annotation of a GenBank genome assembly.